This is a messenger RNA of Pseudozyma flocculosa PF-1, 3315 nucleotides long. RefSeq lists its product as uncharacterized. Gene Ontology annotation, molecular function: guanyl-nucleotide exchange factor activity. The record is from RefSeq and is a predicted model, not a curated record. Gene Ontology annotation, biological process: exocytosis. The transcript is spliced from 2 exons. NCBI's taxonomy places the organism in Eukaryota, Fungi, Basidiomycota, Ustilaginomycetes, Ustilaginales, Ustilaginaceae. Gene Ontology annotation, cellular component: cell tip; Golgi to plasma membrane transport vesicle. The coding region runs from base 1 to 3315 and encodes 1104 amino acids.
AUGUCGGACGACAGGCAGGCCGACCGCGCCUCGGCCGCCAGCCUCGAUCCGCCAGACAUCCCACAGUCCCAGCUCACCAGGAUGGACCCGGACUCCAUCCUCGCAGACGAGGCCGACCCCGACGGCGUGCUGGGCAACGACUCCGAGUCCGAGCCCGCAGGACCAUCGUCGAAGCGCACCUCGACCGCAUCGGCCAUCUUCUCCAACGACAUUGACAGAGAUCAUGGCCCGCUCCAGCUGCCAAAGACGCCCGAGCUCGACACGAACAACGCCGCAGCCUUCCCCACCGCCCUCCAGACCCCCAGACAGGCCGCCUUCCACGACGCUGCCGCCCCUGCACCGGACCCGAGCGCGACGGUGCGGCAGCUCGAGGAGCAGGUCAAGGACCUCACCAACCAAGUCACCGGCCUCAACGGGAAGCUCGUCAAGUCGUUUGAGCGCAUCUCCGACCUCGAAGACGACCUCUCCGACUCCCAGGAGCGCGUCAAGGCCAUGUCGGCCAAGAUCGCCGAGCUCGAAAAGGAGCGCCAGGAGCACCUCGCCGCGCUCAACACGGGCCUCUUGGUGGAAAAGGCCCACGUCAGCUCCGAGAUGCAGAGGAUGAUGGACCGCGUCAUAGAGGAGACGGCCCAGAGAGGCAAGGCCGAGAGCGACAAGCAGCGCAUCGAGUCCGAGCUCGACGAGCUCAGCUCCAGCCUCUUCAACGAGGCCAACAAGAUGGUCGCCGUGGAGCGCCUCGCCCGCGCCCGUGCAGAGGAAAAGAGCCGCCAGAUGGAGGAGAGACUCAAGGACACCGAAGGCAUCAUGCUCGACCAGCAAAGGGUGCUCGCCGACCUGCAGAGGCAGGUCGAAAAGCAGGGCCUUCGCGCGGAAAAGACCGCCGACGACGCUCUCUCGAUCGUCUCCAAGGACAGCGGCGACGCCGCCAGCUUCCACCGCCUCAACGUCUCUGCCCUGGCUCGCUCCGCCUCCCAGAGGACGUCACGCGCCGCCACCCAUGUGGUCCUGGGCACGCCCCUCUCGUGCGAGGCCCGCGUGCUGGUCAACAUCGUGCCGUACCAGGAGUUCCGCGCGUUCGUCGCCCACCUACGCAGGCUCCGCAAGCAGCUCUCGCCGUUCUACAACUACCCCCUGCCCAGUGCCGGCGCCAGCGACAGCCUCACCAGCCCAGUCCAGGGAUCGCCCAGGACACCGUCGUCCCCCGCGCCCAGCCAGGCGGGCGCCUUGCACACGUCGAUGGCCACCUUCACCGGCGUCACGGCCUACAGCCAGGGCUACAGCAACUCGUCCAACUCUGGGUCGCCCUUUGCUGCGGCUGGCCUCAGUCGGCAUCGCGACUACCCGCAGCUUCCCUCGACGGUCGAGAACAUGGUCUACCUGCCCUCGCAGCUCUCGCUGCCCUUUAUCAAGCGUGCGCAGGAGGAAGACGUCGACCCAUGCCUGCGGCUGGACUUUGCACCGGGCCUCAACUGGCUGACAAGGCGCCAGGCCAACACGGCGGUCCUCGAGGGCAACCUGGUGAUCGAGCCCAUCUUCCCCGGAGGCAAGCCGCCGGACGAGGAUGCCCUUCGGCGCGAGCAUCUCCACCUUCCGCCGGCAGCGUGCGCGCUCUGCGGUAUCCCGAUCGUCAAUGUACCGCUGCCUGGCGGCAACACGUCCGGGAACGCGACCUCGGACCAGAGCGCUCAAAAGUCGCUAGUGCCCAGCAGCAUCGCGACGGCAACCACCAGCUGGGCGAGCUCGGCCGCCAACUCGCUUCGCGAGGUGACGGGUACGGGCAACAGCCGUGAAUCGAGCGGCACGCUCAGCACCAAGAGCUCCCGGCCCAGCCUCUUUAGCUCCUUCCGACGGUCUGGCGGAACGACGAAAUCCGCCAGCACCGGAUCCGCCACGCUCGAGCCCGAGUCGCCGGUGGGUCAGAGCAGCGCCCUGCCUCCCAACGGCGAUGAGGCUUCAGGUUCGCUUCUGCAGCCAUCGCCGAUGGACACCACCCUACCGGUGCCGACGCACAUCUUCCGCAUCCAGGAGGGAGCCACCACCCGCUACCUGCUGUGUCCACACCACUGUCUGGCCAGGCUUCGCGCAGCUUGCCAGUUUUGGGGCUUCAUUCGGACAAUGGAGAGGUCCGUCGUCCUCGAGGGCAAGUUUGCGACCGAGGAGGCCAGCGUCGUUGCAGAAAAGGCCACGGUGUCCAAGGCGGCGCCGGCCAAGGUGCCCGGCGACCAGACAGCGCCCGCAGCAGACGGAGUCGACUUGACGGCGUCUCGAGCAUCGGCCGACGCUGCAGCGAAAGAUCCCGCAGCUGGCGCCGAAAUCGCCACAGGGCCCGAUGCGGAAUCGGCAGGGACCACGGGGAAGAGCGACAUGACCUCGGAAGGGCUCAACCAGGUGCCGGAUGUGUCGACGGACGAUGCGCCCAAGGACUCGGCGGCGACUCUACAGGAGCAAGCAGAGCCAGAAGAGUCCAGCAGAGAAGGCUCCGAUGAGGGGCAGGCCAAUGCGUUGCCGGCCCCGGCCACAUCGGCCGAUGACGUCAAAUCGGAUGAGGAGGACGGCUUCGCCGAUGCGGUCUCGUCGCCAAAGGCGAAAGCGGAGGAUAUCUCGGACGAUUCGCCAGCCGCGGAAGUCAGCCGAACCGAAACCGAGGAGGGGGCCAAAGGUGAGGAGGCCGCGACGGAGGCUGCGAAAGGGGACCAGGACGAGGACCAGGACCAGGUCCAGGACGAGGGCGCAGGAAAGGGCAAGGAAGAUGGCGACGCAGACGAAGACGAGACGGAGACGCCACUUGCACGCUCGACGGCCGACCUCAAAGAAGCAUCGGACGACACGCGGGACGGUCCGACGACCACGACGGAGGCUGGCGAAGCCACCGCCGAAUCGAAGGACGCGGCGUCCGAGGAUGGCACCGCCGCACCCGCCAAUGGCACCGACGGCAAGUCGGAUGAAGAUGCGAUGGGCGACAAGCCCGUUGUUCCACCGCCGGUGCCGCGGCGAUCUGCGGCCAGAGGUUCAGGUGCCAGCUCUCCCGCACCCACGGCACUGGCGGCUGCCCCCACCCUGCCACCUCGUCGGGUGCCUCGGCCCCAAGCCACCAGUACGACGACGCCCGAGACGAGCUCCGCCGGCGCUGUGCCUGCGACGGCACCCACAUCGGCAGCAGCGGCGACGGCGUCAGCUGCGCCGCCGCCCAGGACGACGCUGCUGUUGGGCGGUGACGACGCCGUGGACUGGGAGGACAAGAUGUGGACCGAGAUCACCCGGCUCAAGGAAGAGCUAUGGAAGGCGCGCGUUGGGCUGGUCGUUGACGAGGCCUAA